This is a messenger RNA of Thunnus maccoyii (southern bluefin tuna), 3887 nucleotides long. It is a transcript of the gene cdca2, whose product is annotated as cell division cycle associated 2. NCBI's taxonomy places the organism in Eukaryota, Metazoa, Chordata, Actinopteri, Scombriformes, Scombridae. The coding region runs from base 352 to 3165 and encodes 937 amino acids. The record is from RefSeq and is a predicted model, not a curated record. Gene Ontology annotation, cellular component: chromosome; nucleus. Gene Ontology annotation, biological process: regulation of chromosome segregation; regulation of mitotic nuclear division. The transcript is spliced from 15 exons.
ACAGUUUCUCAAUUUUUAUCGAUAUGUAAAAACUAAAUGUGUCUUUAUUACUCCUGAUACUUAUUCGCAUAUGUAUAAACAAGAGUAGAUAACACGACGCGUGUAUUUGAAGUGGUGUGAGCGUUCGUUGUUUUUGAGCGUUGCUGACCUUUUCGCGGAGGGAUCCAUACACAUCCGCUGGCUCUGGCGUGGAGGGCGAUUUGAAUCACUCUGCUUCUUUUUACUGUUUUCAUUUUACGUGAACAUGAAUUGAGGUAUCAGUGGCGUUUUAAUGAUACUAUAGUCGACAUAUGUGUUUUUAUAUAUUUUUUGAACAUCAGGCACCCAUAUAAUUUACCUUAAAUGUAAAAGAUGUCUACCGCAGAGAUGAAUACUGCUGGCACUGACGGAGACCAGAGGUUGAAAGUGUUGCCUUUCUCAGAAGAGGACUCCCCUCCUGUUGUAAAUGACAUUUCAGCCCCUCUGAAUUUUUCCGAGCUCACACCUUCUCAGUUUGGCAUCUCUGUCCAGAGUUUCACCCCAAUAUCAUCAAACCGCAAAGAUAAGUCUCGUGUAGCACAAAUAAAGGGGAGGCGGAGGUCCAGUGUUGGUGUGCGGGGCUCCCCAGAGACAAACUCCCUCAUCCGCUUCAUGGCACAACAGAGAAUGAAGACUCCACCAUCCCACCGAACUCCAGAGCUUGUCAAAAGUAGCCCCUUCCUUCCCCGGGUCGCUUCCACACUGAGGCAGAAGAUGGCUUCCUUCCAGAGCCUGAUGGAUGUGGAGGAGACUGAGGUCUGUGAUCCGAUGCCAAGGCAGGACAACAGCACUGGAGGAUGCAUCAAGACAAGAGAUUAUCUGUCUGAUGGGAAAAACCUUGAUGGAGGAAAAGAGAACCUCCCACCAAUGAUGACGCCCACGCCCAGCAAAAGGAGGCGCGUGGGCCCCCUCGAAGGCUGCAAGGUCGAGAUUAGAGAGGCCAGAACUCCUAUCCUCCACUUGAAUUUCAAGGAGCAGGAGGAGGAUGCAGACCCAGUGACACAAACUGUGACAAGAGGACCACUGCCAUCAAGUGAGACUGUGGAAGAGGCCCAAGCUGUUCUUAUUUCCCCACCCGUCCAUGUUGACUUUGAGCCACUCGUGUUCCCUGAGCUUCAGGCCUGUUCACCUACCAACAACCAACAGGACAGCGUGUUUGAACUCCAAAGCCCCAGGCGACUACCGCCUGAUGACCUUAUAGCAGCAUCACCAGCUCUGCCUGCCUCCCCAUUCCACAUCCCCUCUCUCCCCUCUCUGCUGGAGAUGAAGCCCACAGGAGAGGAUGGUUCCUCUGUAACCUCCACAGUAAAGAAGAAGAAGAAGCAGGUGCGUUUUGGAGGUCCACUCUCUCCGGAGUUCUUUGAUAAAAACCUGCCUCCCAGUACCCCGUUACAGAAGGGGGGCACGCCGGCCAGAGCCCUUACGCCAGGUGGGAGCUUAAAGCUGCGUUCGCUGCUGAAGACACCACAGAAGGGUGAACCCCAGACCCCACAAGCUCAGCCAGACCUCAGCAGCCCCACUGUGUUCGGUGCCUCCCCUACGCUUGUGAUGCCUUGCAGCUACAGAAUGCAGUCUGUGGGAGAGGACAGUGAGGAGAAGGAUGGAAAGAUUGUUUUCCCUUCAAUGGAGGAGAUUGACUCUGCAGGGGCGACUGAUACAGGACUUAUGUGGGACACCCAGCCGUUGAAUUUAGACACUGCUUUCCACGAGGAGUCUCUUUCUCAGAUUCUGACAGAGUCUGUGACUAAACCAAGCACAAACACCCAGAUGGACACCCUGGAUGAGCCUGUAUCUUUGCCAGGGAAUGAGAGGCAACUUGAAGCGGAUGUUGAAGCUCUAGCCCUAACCAGAUCUAGCAACCGAAGGAAAAAGCAGUCAGGACCAAAGAGUGAAUCUGCCACUGAGGCUCCAGCUCGCUCCAGCAGUCGAAAGAGAAAGCAGCCAGAGGAGAGUGAACCGGUGAAGAGGUCGACACGCUCUGCUGCCAAGUCGGCCUCUGGGAAGAUGAAGAUGACUGCCACAGCAACACGUCGGUUCAACAAGGAGGUAAACCGCUCCCUAUAUGGCUCUCGGGAAUAUGCGUCCAAGAACCCAACCCUCAGCCCCAUCACCGAGAGGCUGUCCUUCAUCAGCCAGUCUCCAGCAGCACAGCUGGCUGCCACUAACAGCUGCACAGCCCCAAAUCAGGAGCCACACCUGACUCUGGAAAUGGGAGAAUCAGUCACCAAUGACCCCAUGACUGAAGUGGCUUAUGACACUCAAGAGAUAAGUGACAUCACUGCGACAAACGCCUUAGAAACUCCUCCAGAAGCCUCAGUCACAUCUCCCAACUCCAGUAAAGAAAGCACCAGAGUGAAGGGGAGGAGGCUGUCGGGGCCAAGGGUCAGAGGAUUAAAGAGGAGGAAGGUCAGUGUUUCAGAUGGUGACCUGCUCGGCAAGGAGCCUCAGGACCAGACUGGAGAGAAGAGAGACGAGCACUGUGAAGACAAAACCUCAACAAAUCUAGAGGCGUCAACAGAAACCUCACUGAAACAAACGGUACCUGAACAGGAGGGAGUAGACACUGAAGAACUUUAUGUCCAGACAUCUGCUGACACACCCUGCACAGACUCAGAUGGGAAAUCAGAAUGUCAUGCUAGUCUAGAUGCUCCCACCUCAGCCUGCCCACCUUUAUGUGAAGAAUCCAACAGUUUGAGUGUGCCAGCAGAGUCAGCACAGAGUAAAGACAAGCAGACCAAGGGUACACAAAGAGGCAGGAGGAGCUCUAUGUACAACUCACUCCUACCAGAGCAGGGGAACCAUGCUGUGGAGCAGAAGGGAGAUGAAGCGGCAAGCCAGCAGGAAAACAACGGGUCAAGCGCUGAUAGCCAGGAAGAGGGGGAAGUACCCAAUUUGGACCUUGCCCCCUGGCAGGCUGACUUUAAUUUUGAGGAUGUGUUCAAACCUGUUGCCACUAGAGGGCAGCGCUCAGUCCGGCGCAGUCUGAGGAACAAGAGCAAUGCCGAGAACAGCACAGGUCUCGUCUGGCUGCCUCGGACGUCCCCUGACUCCAAUAAAGAGGCCCACAGGAGGACCCGCAGUCGCCGACUUUGUACCGCCCUACCUGUCCAGCCUUUACUCCCAGAGGAGAUUCAACAUGCUUCAUGAGACUUUACACUGACAACAUGGGACACUGUCUGCCUAUAACCAGAACUAAGAUUAAUACAUUCAUUGCACCGUCAUACAUUUUCUUAAAAUUGAAUGGAAUGAUUUUCCAAACUACAGUCUGUUUUAUAUUAGCAGAAAACAUUAAUGCUUUUGUUCCCUGUGAAUUAUUAGAGCUGACCAGUAAUUUGUAUCCAGUUUCCCUAACCAAGCCAGUCAAUACACUGAGAGCCCAAUCAUCUCUGCUGACCACCUCCUAAUCAAUAUCCAACCACUCAGCUGGUAAUCACAGUGCCUCUUCAGUUUCACUCUCCAAAGUCACUGGAUCGAGCAUCUCUGAGUCAAUAUCUUGUGUUUGUGGAUAGAUGAAGAGGCUGUACUGCAUUCACAAUCUGUCAGACAAGGCUAGAGGUUACUGGAAUAAUAGAAUAGUAAUAGAGGCAGAAAAUGUGCCUCACACAGAGAAAUCAAAUUCAUGGGUUUGAAUAAUUGUUUAUUUUUGUUCACUGCAGUAUGUUUUUGUUUUUUUGUUUUUUUCUUCAGUGAUCCAAACUGUUCACAUACAGAAAAUGUCCAGAAGAGUUCCCUGUCUGCAGCGGCCUCAUUGAAAAUGUCUUCAAAUUAGAAAUAAAUUUGUCUCUUCUCAAGGAGUUUCCUGAAAUGUCUAAAAAAGUUCGUUUUGAUUCAGAUUAAAUGAUUUGCUUGCCUGUAUGGACACUUUAUUA